AUGCCAUUGGGCAAAAAGGGCGAGCAUUUACCAAAAGCAAUAUCCUCCAGCAUCCUCUCUGAAGUGGGGAGCACAGGUAACAGAGCGACGGGACCAGGUUGUUGGGGGGAGAAAGUCAAGGAUAAAACCUCAGCACCAAGACGGAAGAGUGUCAGGGAGGACGGAGAGCAGCCUGAAUGGCUGGUUCGAGAGCUUCUGAGACAGAACGUCCGAAGACACUCUGUCACACUGGGAGAAGACGACGAAAUCAUGAGACGACAACACCACAGAAUUUGCUCCACUCGCAGACUGUGCAGCCUCAAGAUUGAUGAGACAUUAUCACUCGACCACCUCCAGAAAUUAAAACUAGCAUUUGAGGAAUUCGAAACAGAUGGCUUGAGAUCCAUUGAUGUGAAUCAUUUUGGACAUAUAGUGAAGAAGUGUCUCGGCCUGCCUAAGACAAGCAGUGAGCAGAUUCAAGGGUUAUUUAAGAAGAUUGAUUUUUCAGGCCAGGGAAAGAUUUCAUGGGGUCAGUUCUGCUCGCACACGCUGCAGAAAUACAAGGAGAAGCAGGAAACUGCAAGGCGCAGCAGACAGGUGGCGUUCACCCUGCCAGCCACGGUGAAGGCGCUGUGCCACGGCAUCCCCGUCGCCAACAUCCACUCCACCCAUGAUGGCACCAUGGUAUCAGUGGGAGAGGACGGGGUUGUAUGCCACUUGAGCCCUGAACUUCAACCACUCAAGACCAAAAGCAUCUUUAAUGAAGGACCUGCAAACAGGAAGUCGAAGUGGGCAAGUGAUUUUACUCUGAUGACCGAGUUAAACAAGCUGAUGAUUGGAACGGGGGACAGAGAGAUCCAAUUUUAUGAGCUUUCCACUCUGGAGCCUUAUUGCCAGAUCAACGCACUGGACACGGUGCCUUUGACAGUAGACUAUGGCAAUACUGGCCCUGAUAAAGGUUGUAUCCUGUAUGGAGACACAGAAGGAUGUGUGACUAUCUUUUUAAUAUCCUCCGUUGGCGAUACCCUCAGAUUAUGGAAUAAAUUACCAAAGAUUGAAAAUAUGCCCAACAUAGCGGCUGACAAUGCAGUGCUAUCUCCCAAUGUGACAUUUGUCAGAUGGAAGGUUCAUCACGACUGGGUGACAAAGGCAAAAUAUUUUCAGAGUUUCCAAGCUGUUGUCUCCUCAUCAAAUGAAGAACCCUCCUCCCUCGUUAUAGGCUGUGUGCUGCCUUUAACUGAUGCUGAGCAGCAGUUGAGUGAGAUCACAGAGGUCUGCUAUGAAGGUAAGACCAAGAAAGUCCAACUGAGCUGGACUGCACGGCUCCGAGCAUCAUGCGACCAGACAGUCUUCCCCGUCUACAAAGGUGUCAAGACCUUCGAUCUGUGUCGGAAGCACAGCUUACUGGUCACCGGCGGCAUGGACAGACUCGUACGCAUGUGGAACCCACAUUUCUCUGGGGAACCAACCGGUAUUUUGAAAGGCCAUUCUGCUCCCAUCGUCUCCCUCCACAUCUUGUCAGAGGACAGUCAGAUCUUGUCUGUCUCCACAGACAGCACAGUUAAAAUCUGGGAUAUUCAAGAUCAGCAUUGCCUGUUUACAGCAGACCUCAAAGCCAGCGGGAUUCAUGGCGACGUGUCUGCAUGCUCGUAUUCCUCUGCUCUGAAAUGCGUCUACAUUGCAGCAGACUGUAUGGCUGUGCUCUCCCUGAAGAUACGGCCACGGCUUCACAGCCGGCUGACUGUUUCACAUGAUGAGACUGUAAUGUGCUGCGGCUACAGUCAGGAGUUUCGUCAAGUUGUCAGCUGCACUGAGAGAUCUAUGGUGAAAGUCUGGGAUUUUGACACUGGGCAGCAGGUUUUUGAGUUUGGUGGCACAAAUGAUCUGUCUGCCACCACAUGCAUGACCUUUGACCCCAACGGGAGGAGACUCAUCACGGGUGGGAGAGAUGGUUGUUUGAAGAUCUGGAACUUCAACAAUGGUCAGUGCCUGAAGACACUUAAGAAGCAGGGUAAAUGUCACGAAGUGUGCGACUGCAUCUUCCUGCAAGUCAACAGGAAUUUCCAUGUGAUGUCUGUCGGCCGGGCCCGGAAGAUAGACAUUUACCCGGACACGCCCGAGGACUUUCAUCACAUCCAGAGACCGCAGCCUACAUGGCAAGAUGAUCUGGAAAAUGGCCAUAGGGAGGACAUCCUGUGUGUGGUGCACUGUCCCCCAUCACUCGUAGCCACCAGCAGCUAUGAUGGAGAGAUCAUAGUGUGGAACGUAGUUACUGGACGUGUACAAUGUCGGUUUUUCAGCCCUCCUCUCGCCGAAAAUCUGAAUGUUGAAGCGCUGGAUUUAAGUGUUCCCAGCAUCAUCUUCAUGAAGCACUCAAAGUUACACCACUUUUUUUCGGCAACAGCUCUGCUGUCUUCCGGAGCCGCGGGUUGUGUAAAUCUAUGGGACGUGCUCAGUGGAGGAAAAUGUGUGGGCAGCUUCAAAGCUUCUAGAUUUCAGCAAAAGAUUACAAAAAUGGCAAAAACCACCGAGGACACGUUGCUGUAUGCCGCAGACCGAAUUGGUUAUGUCUAUGUAUACGACAUAGAGAAGUUUGCCCCUGAGCAAAAAUCACCUCACGCUGAAAACUUCUGGCGUGCCCACACCGGCAGAGUCACCGGGCUGCAGAUUGUUGACAAUGAUCAAGUGGUGCUUACCUCAUCCUCUGACUACACCGUUCGCCUUUGGAGUGCACAUGGAGAAUUCAUAGGGACCUUUGGGCAGUCUGAAAGCUGGGGCGUCCACAUCUCCUCUUCUUGGAAACAUCCAGCUGUGCCCUACGAGGUGCUGAUUGAUCCUCUGAGUAUGCCUGAUCAUGAAAGUCUGACUUUCAACACACGUCUUUCUGAUGCCAUCAAUCCUGACAAGACUAGGGCGCAUGGAGGUGAAGCAAAGUCAGAGACUCACAGUAAGCUGAGACUUGCCCCAACAUCCAUCAGGGACACAAAGAUCGGGAAAGAUUAAAAGGCACAUUUCACCCAGAGGAACAGAUGAGUGUAGGUUCUGACAUGAGACUGACGGGCAUACUAACAAGCUACCCAACCACUACUCUCCGAAAGGCUUUGAUGCCGUGGAGCCACCAAGCACCAGUGUGAGACUGGACCUCUCGUUGGCAGCACUGAGGAGCUGGAGUCAACUGAAGAAGACAUGCCACUGUGUUGAUCACAUUGCACAUCACAUUUGAUGUUGAAACAUGUUGGUAAUUUCAAUGACAAUCUAUAGAUUUCCACAUAUUUUUCAAUUUUGUAAGGACGUGUGCACCUCUCACAGAAAUGCAGACCCAAGGCUUUUAUCACGCAGAAACAUUUCAUUCGCAAGCAGUCCUGAACCAGAAAAUCUGACUGUUUUUUUGUAAAAUCAAGGAUCACCCUCCACAAAUGUGCCCUUUCAUUUACAAUCACAGUAGAAAAAUCCUUGGUGACACUGACUUGAUUAUCUUGUUCCUAGCUACGGGAGACACAGAGUUUAUGUGCAGAAAUCUGGCGUGUCCUGUCAAUGUGCACUUGAAUAAAUGCCACUUGGCCGGG
Messenger RNA from Gasterosteus aculeatus aculeatus (three-spined stickleback), 3545 nucleotides. The record is from RefSeq and is a predicted model, not a curated record. NCBI's taxonomy places the organism in Eukaryota, Metazoa, Chordata, Actinopteri, Perciformes, Gasterosteidae.